Molecule: messenger RNA, 1442 nt
Organism: Apodemus sylvaticus (European woodmouse)
Lineage: Eukaryota; Metazoa; Chordata; Mammalia; Rodentia; Muridae
Gene: Bod1
Product: biorientation of chromosomes in cell division 1
Exons: 4
Coding region: 32-751 (239 amino acids)
Source: RefSeq, a predicted model, not a curated record
GUGAUGGCUCCAGGAAACCAACCGUCCCAGAAUGCAAAGGCCGUCGGUGACGCCAUUAGACGAGCGCCAGCAGCGCGGAGAGAGGGGAGCGCCGUGGUCCCCGCCGCCUCCCACCCUGCCGCCUCCGUCGCCGCAGCCUCCGUGGGGCCCUCCGUGUCUGCGCAGCUCUGCCCGCGGCUCCUGGAGGAGCAGCGGAGCGUGGGGCCCAGCGCGGGUGCGGGGUGCGGCCAUGGCAGACGGUGCGGGAGCAGGCGCGGCGGGCCAGGCCUCCGGACCGGCGGGGGGCUCCAGUGGGGCGGGCGGCCCCGUCAAUCCCGCUUCGCUGCCUCCGGGAGACCCGCAACUCAUCGCUCUCAUAGUGGAGCAGCUCAAGAGCCGUGGCCUGUUUGACAGCUUCCGCCGGGACUGCCUGGCCGACGUAGACACUAAGCCAGCUUACCAGAACCUGAGGCAGAAGGUGGAUAAUUUUGUGUCAACACAUCUGGACAAACAGGAAUGGAAUCCUGCCAUGAACAAGAACCAGUUGCGAAAUGGGCUGAGGCAGAGCGUGGUUCAGUCAGGCAUGUUGGAAGCAGGAGUGGACAGGAUCAUUUCUCAAGUUGUAGACCCCAAACUAAACCACAUCUUCAGGCCACAGAUAGAACGGGCAAUCCAUGAGUUCCUGGCCGCCCAGAAAAAGGAAGCUGUGCCAGCUCCACCUCCGGAGCCUGACAGCCAGGACCCCCCAGCACCGUCCCAAGAUGCCUCUUAAGAAUAUACCUGAUAACCUUUGGGAAGCUCUUUUUAACGAAGAAACGGAUUCCUGUUUCAUAUGAAUAUAACUUUAGUCGACCUCGUCAUCACUGAUGUCAAGAUUUGGCCUUGACUGCAGUGGUAUCCACAUUGGAUGGAGAGCAAGUGUGGUGGUGGGACAGUUACCGUCCUUGCUCGUGGAUUGUGUCAGCCUGUCGAAGGGCGUAGACCCCAGUAGACACUACAGAGGUUUAAGCACUACAGUGACCCGGGCUGUCCUGAACGAACCUUUAUACUUGAACACGGACACUGCAUGUGGAUGUUAGCGCUUGCGCUCUGUGGUGUGCAGAAGCCAGGCGGGAGGCUCGCUGGUCGGGACGCAAGGGUUGGUGGGAGCGGCUGUUGAUGGUAGGUUUCGACACGCUAGAGUUCAGACUGAGGGUGUGGCAGCUGGCAUCAGUAGCUGUAAGACUGUGUGACCUUCCAUGAUCGUGGACCUUAGUGGCUCCCUUCCCUAGUCAGAGGGAGUGCUGGAACCCUGGAGAGAGUGAGGAAGCUGAGUCGUGGGGUGCACGCACGGAAAGCCCCACAGCUUCCGUCCUGGCGUCUCCCCAUCUGCAGGGCGAGUCACUCUGGGUGCCAUGCUCAGUUCUCAUGUUAGUGUUUUUAGAAAAUAAACUGCUAAUAAAUAGUGGAUGUUUUACAAUAAA